AGCAGGCAAGGACUGCGCACUUCGACUCUUUCCUCGCUGCGGGCCGCGGCUCGGCGAAGGCUCCAGAUAUGUCUCAAUUCCAGCCUCUGUCCCCUGCGCUCAUGCGGGUCACGGCACCUCGCUCCGAGGACUCAAUGGACAGUCGCACACCGCGUCGACGACGAGAUCGCGGUGGUCUAAUGAAGCUCAAGAAGGGCGAGGACGGCAAGAAGAAUCUUUUCGAGGCCAUUUUCUCCAAGAAGAAGAGCCCUAAUAGUAGCAGCGGUCUGCCUUCUAGCUCCUCUAAUACCAGCCGACGGCCACCCGCCCCCAGUCCUGCGGCGAUUGCCCGCGGAGUUGAGAUUCUACACUCGAUGUUCCCCAAGUGGGAAGAGGAGACGCUGCAGGUCGUACUGGAGGCGAAUAUGUUCAUUAUGGAGGACACAAUCACGGCUGUACUAAACAUGGAGAAAGCCGAGGACAGGACAAAAGAGGGCGGGGAGACAUCUAGGGAUGAUGCUGACCGCACUAAUUGGCCUGUGAAAAACCCACUGCCUGAUGACUUUCUGAGGCUGCCCGACGAUGACGAAUGCGAAGAGGUAAAGUAUGUCCCAUCGGAGGAAGGUCUUGGUGAAGAGGAUGAAGAGGAGUGUGAAGAAAGUGAGAAAGAGGAUGAAGGGGGCUUGGAGGAGAAAAUUGAAAUUACUGUGAGGUUCGACGCUGCGGAGGAGAAUCGAUCGGAUAGAUCGAAUAGCACACUGGCGGAGGAUGAUGGCACGCUGUUUGGGAAGGAGUUUGACGACGACACUGCGUCUACCGACGAGGUGAUUACCCCCGUGCUCGAUGAUGCAGCGAUACUUGCCAAGCAGAAGAUGGUGGACGACUCGGUGAACCAGAAAUUCCUCCCGGUGGAGCUUCGCCAUGAACGAUCAAGUAUCUUCGACAUUGCGCACAUUGAUGUCAUCAAGAAGAGCAAACUGGAUCUGUCGGAAGCGGAGAAACGGAUUCGUCACAGGGAACCACAUCUAGUGUUUGAGUUGCUGUCGAAGGCGAGCGAGAUCUACCGCAAUGGUGUCAUCUCGAGCCAGGAGCUUGAUUACCUGCGCUCUAUGAUCUUGUGCAGGAUCCAGCCUACCAAGAUGCUGAUGGACAUGACGAUGAACAUGAAUGGCAUGAUCUCAGAUCACGAAUGGCAUCUGCUCAUCUUAAAAGCGAAAGGAAUUCGUCAUGCGCUUUGCAUUCGAAUCUUUCGGGAAGAAAGCAAACCUGCCCGGAACAGUGGCCACAUGGAGUAUAUUGUGCGUGUUGUAGAUGUGGAAAGUGGCGUCGUCUGGUUUACGCGGAAGCGCUUCCGUGAGCUCUAUAAGCUUCACCGCAAAUUAAGUCGUCUAUCUGGACAGGUGAAUGAGUGCGUGUUCCCAACUCGUCGUGGCCAUGGCAGAAACUCCCCGAACCAGCUUGCUUACGACCGAGCGCCAGUGCUGGAAAACUUUUUACGUACCACCGCAGCACUUGUGGCUCCGUCGCCACUUACGUUCUUGCAUGGCGUCGCUCUCAAGCAACUCCAACAGUUUUUGGAUGUUCCUCACGUGGGAAUCCUCGAGCGAAACCGCACUCAACCUAUCUCGCGUGAACUCCGUGUAUUCGUGUACCACACUGUGAGUGACGUCACGUCUCCAGAAGGCAAGGCCUGUCAGAAGUUCCUCACCAAGAUGAAGCAAAGUGGCUUCAACUCCGGGAAGAAUGUACUGGAUGAAAUUGGCGAGAUCUUGGACGGUGUACAGGAGUACAUGCUUGAGCAUCGAUAUGAGGAGAUGGAGCUAAUCGUUCAGCGGCUGAUGAAGCAGAUUAUUGGCGGGAACGCUAGCAACCCGGCAUUAGGUCGGCACAGCUCGUUUGUGAGUCUCAUGACCACCGAUGCAGCAAGCAACCAGGACAAGUUGCAGCAAUUAGUAUCGGAUGCUAUUCGGCAUGAGCUUGAGGACCGCAUCUGCGUGCCGCUGAUGUGGGAUCUGACACAGUACAUUCGACGGCAUGUACAGCACGAAGAGCGUCAGUUCCGUCAGCGCGUGUUCCAGCUAAAAGGGAAGCCGCAGAGCUACUUCGGUAUCCCGAUGGACAAGAUCUCGUUGAGUAGUUGGCGGUCCGUGGUGGAUAUCAUUAAGGAGAUUGACGGAGCCUUCUUGCCAUUGGACAAGAUGCGAAAACUGGUCGCUACAGCGCACCAAAUUCAUGCAGUCUACAAGGCUGAACGCACUAUGUAUCUCGAGCGGCCGCACCACCGCCGACAGCGUUCAACGCCAAUGGCUGGCUCGUUCUUGCAGCCUCAGACGUCUCCGUUGUCGGUGAACCCGACGCUGCCGCGGACGAACAGCGGCUCCAACCGAUCGUCUCGGGGUCUGACUGUUGGGGACGAGUCUGAGGCCCCAACUGAAAUCAAUGUGAGUGCGCAAGAACAGAACGAUGAGGUGGACGCAAGGGGGAGCGAAGUGUCCACCAAGACCCAAGAGGAGGACGUGCUGAGCGGAGACGACUUCCUGCCCAUAUUUAUUUAUGUGAUCGUCCACAGUGACCUGGAGGCCCCGAUCCUCACACAAGUACUUUUGAAUCGCCUCUGUGACCCUGAAAAGCGACGCAGCGAGUCCGGCUACUACCUUGCUACCUUCGAGGCUGCGUUGCACCAUAUUUUGUCUCUGGAGCUUCCUGGUGUUAAAGCAGACGGCCUGUAG
Messenger RNA from Phytophthora infestans T30-4, 2708 nucleotides. RefSeq lists its product as uncharacterized. Gene Ontology annotation, biological process: vesicle-mediated transport. The record is from RefSeq and is a predicted model, not a curated record. Gene Ontology annotation, molecular function: ubiquitin binding; phosphatidylinositol binding; guanyl-nucleotide exchange factor activity. Bases 69 to 2708 code for a protein of 879 amino acids. Lineage: Eukaryota; Oomycota; Peronosporomycetes; Peronosporales; Peronosporaceae. The transcript has 6 exons. Gene Ontology annotation, cellular component: cytosol; endocytic vesicle.